Messenger RNA from Sorghum bicolor (sorghum), 1908 nucleotides. Its product is annotated as putative disease resistance RPP13-like protein 3. Gene Ontology annotation, molecular function: ADP binding. The transcript has a single exon. The record is from RefSeq and is a predicted model, not a curated record. The coding region runs from base 303 to 1136 and encodes 277 amino acids. Lineage: Eukaryota; Viridiplantae; Streptophyta; Magnoliopsida; Poales; Poaceae.
CGGGGUCCUCCGAGGGCACCCGACAGACUAUCCAAGUUAUAUGACUCUCAUGUGCAGAAGUCAGAGGUCUUAAGGACAAUAUCAAGUGCAUGUGGGCCAUAUAAUUAGGGUGGUUCUGCCACAACCAUGGAACCCAAUCCUUACGACACGCCCAAAUCAGACUAUAAAAUGAGUACCCCGGCCAUGUCCAACUGCACCUUCAACAACAAACCACCACCAGUGCUACUAUUAUAAUCAGGUAUUUCAGAAUUUUAUUUCCUGUCGCCAAACAUACACACGACCACUUCUUCCUCCUUUUGGACAUGGAGCGUGCAUCCUUGGUGGGUGGCGCCAUGGCGUCCCUCGCCGUGAAGCUCAACUCCAUCCUCAUGCCCAAGUAUGAGCUCAUGGCGGGCGCGAGGACCGACGUCCUCUUCCUCCGUGCUGAACUCGAGAGCAUGCACGCCUUCCUCGAGAAGCUCUCCGCGGUGCGUGACCCGGACGCCCAAGUCAAGGCCUGGACCAAGGAGGUGAGGGAGCUAGCCUAUGACAUCGAGGACACCAUGGACGAGUUCAUGCACCGUGUCGAAGCUCAUGGUGGUGGCAUCACUAACGUUGAGUCAAGUAGAGGCCUCCUUCCAGGGUUCGCAAGCCGUGUCUCGCGGCUUGUGAGCACGGCGUGGACGCACCUCCGCCUUGCCAACAAGCUCAAGGGCCUCAAGGCCCGUACCAUUCAGGUCAGCGAGCGGCGGUCGAGGUACAUGUUCGGCGAGGACCUUUGGGUUUCUAGAGACCACAUGGUUGUCGAUCCUCGGAUCAAUGUCCUCUAUGCCGAUGUGCCAGAUCUUGUUGGCACUGAUAGCGCGGUGACUAACAUCGUCGACUGGUUGAUGGAUGGAACCACUAGUCUCAAGGUGCUCUCCAUUGUUGGGUUAGGCGGUCUGGGCAAGACAACGCUUGCCAUGGAAGUGUUCCGAAGGAUUGGAGGACAAUUCAGUUGUAGGGCUUCAGCUGCCGUAUCACAAAAGCUUGACGUGAAGAAACUCUUGAAGGACUUGCUCUCACAGAUUGCUCAAGAAGAGGUUGACCGCAUGGACACGUGGGAGGAGGGUCAACUCAUUCGCAAGCUGAGGGAGCGCUUGUUAAAUAAAAGGUAAGCAAGGUCGAGCUACCAACGAUUUUUUUCUUACAAGUUAUGCAUUGAGGUUAAGUAGUUGGUAUCAAGACAGAGAGUGCCUAUAACAUGGCAUGUUAAAAAGACAUGAACUUAGGAUCUAUAUAUAGCACACAAUGCACAUAUAAGAAACACACACACACACACAAAAGUAAGUCAGAACGACUCAUAGUUUAGAACUGUGGGAAUAAGAAGCCCUAGCGACAAUGUGUUAGGACUGCCCUCAGGCCUCAACAAUGGAAGACCUUUUUUGGGGGGAGUUUCUGGCCUCACAGAGCCUGGUUUUUAUGACAACAUUUUGAGCUAUAUAUCCAACUACGACGAUGGAAAACCAAACAAUGCUAGAGCUGCCUAUGCUAUCUUAAUAAAAAGACAUGGACAAAUCUCAUGGAACUUGAUUUGAGAUGACUUGUGUGUGAACAGGUGGGAGCAUGAAACUACUUUUCUUUGGAUUAUUAAGACCCUAAUUUCUCUACAACACUGCUAUCUAGCCUACAAUUAAUGGCCUAAACAAGUUGAACUAUCUGCAGAAUCUGGGUGCCUGUGAAUCAAAAUCUGAACAUUAUAUAUGAAAAGACCAUGUGCUUCAAGGCACCAAUACAAUUAUUCCAUUAAACAGAAUGAAAACAACGAUAAAAUUCUGGAAGUUUUCUAACUAUUUUAGAGAAGAACAAGAUCCGCACCCUUAUUUUCAUGGGACAACUCAACUAUGCAAGAAAUAUAGUAUUUUGUGUUUGCUAAUACUAAAUAAUGAU